AUGGAUCCAGACAUGGUCCUCAGCAGCAGCAGGUCUGGACAUCACCAUUGCCCCAAGUGGCAGCACAGGUCUUUCAGAACAUCAUGGCUCCAGCUGCAGUGUGGCCCUCAGACUCGAACAAGGCAACAGGUUUCAGUCCAGAUCCCAGGCUUCCAUGUGACCUUUGGAGGGUCAGAGCUGCUGAGGACUACACUAAGCUCUUGGGUUUUGCAUCCAUUGCAGUUUAUUCAUAUUUACCCUCUUAAGUGUCCUGUCAACGCUGUUUUUGGAGCUAAGUUCAAGAAGUAUGAGGAGAUAGACAAUGCCCCUGAGGAGCGAGCUCGGGGUGUCACUAUCAAUGCAGCUCAUGUGGAGUAUAGCACUGCUGCCUGCCACUAUGCCCACACAGACUGCCCUGGUCAUGCAGAUUAUGAUAAGAAUAUAACCAUAGGCACUGCCCCACUGGAUGGCUGCAUCCUGGUUGUGGCAGCUAAUGACGGCCACAUACCCCAGACCCGAGAGCACUUACUACUGGCUAAACAGAUUGGGGUGGAGCACAUUGUGGUGUACGUGAACAAGGCAGAAGCUGUCCAGGACUCGGAGAUGGUAGAGCUCGUAGAGCUGGAGAUCCGGGAGCUGCUCACUGAGUUUGGAUAUAAAGGAGAGGAGGCCUCAGUAAUCAUAGACUCUGCUCUCUGUGCCCUUGAGCAACGUGACCCCGAUUUAAGUGUGAAGUCAGCGCAGAAGCUGCUGGACGCCGUGGACACUUACAUCCCGGUCCCUACCUGGGAGCUGGAGAAGCCCUUUCUGCUCCCCAUAGAGUCAGUUUAUUCCAUUCCCUGCCGGGGCACAGUGGUGACUGAUACACUAGAACGUGGCAUUUUGAAGAAGAGGUAUGAGUGUGAGUUACUGGGACAUAACAAGAACAUUCAAACUAUAGUGACAGGCAUUGAGAUGUUCCACAAGAGCCUUGAAAGGGCUGAAGCAGAGGAUAACCUGGGUGCCCUGGUCCGAGGCCUAAAGCAGGAGGAUUUGAGGCAUGGUUUGGUCGUGGUCAAGCCAGGCUCCAUCCAGCCCCACCAGAAGGUAGAGGCUCAGGUUUACAACCUCAGCAAGGAGGAGGGUGGCCGCGACAAACCACUUAUAUCUCAUUUUAUGCCUGUCAUGUUCUCCCUGACUUGGGACAUGGCCUGUCAUGUCAUCUUGCCUCCAGGGAAGGAGCUUGCCAUGCCUGGAGAGGACUUAAAGCUCAGCCUAGUCUUGCAGCAACCCAUGAUUUUAGAGAAAGGCCCGUUUACUUUGAGGGAUGGCAGUGGCAUUGUCACUGAUACACCAGCCAUGACCGAGGAGGACAAGAACAUAAAGUGGAGCUGA
Molecule: messenger RNA, 1353 nt
Organism: Mesocricetus auratus (golden hamster)
Lineage: Eukaryota; Metazoa; Chordata; Mammalia; Rodentia; Cricetidae
Product: elongation factor Tu, mitochondrial-like
Biological process (GO): mitochondrial translational elongation
Cellular component (GO): mitochondrion
Molecular function (GO): translation elongation factor activity; GTPase activity; GTP binding
Source: RefSeq, a predicted model, not a curated record